AUGGCUAACGAUUACAAUUCCGCAUGCUGUAAUACCCCGGCUGCGGAGGUCGGCGAAUACACGCUCAAAGGCUCAUGGACCGAGAUCAAUGGGAUCAAAUCGUAUAUAACCGGACCCCCCAGUGCCAGUAAAGCCAUUGCCCUGGUCUAUGAUAUCUUUGGUUAUUGUCCCCAGACCUGUCAAGGUGCAGACAUACUCGCUACGCAAGGGAUCGAGCCGUACCUUGUUUUCGUCCCCGACUUUAUUGGCUCUGAUCGGGCAGCGAGGCACGAAUGGUUCUUACCCGGCGCCGACCAAAAGCCCUUCCGUGACCUGUUGGCGAUCAUCACAUCGAAGCAGAUGAUGGCAGACAUUCACGCGACAGUCCAUGCGUUAAGGUCCGACGAGCAAUACAGACAUGUGCAGAGAUGGGCCGGAGUCGGCCUUUGCUGGGGUUCCAAGGGUGUCAGUCUCAUUGCGACCGAGGGAGAGCAGUCAUUGCUGGACGUGACGGCUCACACGUCGCCGUCGAGACUCGAUCCGGAAGAAGCCAAGACAGUCACGGUCCCGACUUUAAUGCUGGCGUCGAAAUCGGAGGACGAGGCCCUUGUGAAGAGCUAUUGCGACAAUCUGAAAGGCCCCAAAUAUCUCGAGAGAUUUAACGAGGUCCAUGGAUGGAUGUCGGCGAGGGCGAAACUUGACCAAGAGCCCAGGAGAAAGGAGUACGAGAGAGGAUAUAAACUUGUUCUCGAGUGGUUGGCAAAGUAUCUCUAG
This is a messenger RNA of Fonsecaea multimorphosa CBS 102226, 753 nucleotides long. RefSeq lists its product as uncharacterized. Gene Ontology annotation, molecular function: hydrolase activity. The record is from RefSeq and is a predicted model, not a curated record. Lineage: Eukaryota; Fungi; Ascomycota; Eurotiomycetes; Chaetothyriales; Herpotrichiellaceae. Bases 1 to 753 code for a protein of 250 amino acids. The transcript has 3 exons.